GGCUCGCGGCCCGAGGGGGCGCCCGCCAGCGCGGGUUCAGGGCCGCCCGCCAGCCGGCCCCUCGGGGCUGGCGCUGGCGCCAGGAAGCCGCCGCCGCAGGGGUCCGCGCCCCAGCGUGGAGGGGGCCCGUCUGCGGCGCCCGCGACGGCGGCGGCUGCGGGGCAGAGGUCGGCGUCGGCGCCUGGGACGAUGCAGGCCGACCACAAGGCCUCCGCGGCCGCCUCGGCGGCUGCAGCCGCCGCAGCGGCCGCCGCAGCGGCCGCCGCAGCGUCCGCGGCCGCCGAAGCCGCAGCAGCGCACCGCCGAGACGGCGGGGCGGGCUCGCAGCGACGGGGGCGGACUGAGUGCCCAGAGGUCGUGGACCUGUCUACGGACACCAGUUCUGGAAGCUCCAGCAGCCGCGAGUGCAGCCCAGGUGGCCAGCCGCAAGACUCUGGCGGAGAGUUCAGCAGCGGCAGCAGCGCCAACGAGUACGCCGAGGGGCUCGGGUGCGCGGACCACCACCGCGGUCGCUUCGGCACAGGUGGCGCGGACCUCGAGUUCGAGUUCGAGUACGAGCAGCGGCCGCGCGAGGAGUACUUCGAGCAGCCCCGGCGAUACCGGCCCCCCGCCAGUGACUGCGCGCCAGUAGGGCGACGCAGCUUCCGCGAGGCGAUCAGGGGGCUCAGUGACACGGGUGCAUUGCGGAGCUUGGAGCGCCUCGAGGCGGCACGCGCCGCGGGCCAGGGGGACGAGCGGCAGCGGCGGCCCGUCGGCGCGGAGUGCCAGGAGCGUGUCCGGCCUGCCGAGCCUCUCCAGUCGCCGGACCCCUCGCGCCUGCAGAACCGCGACCGGGCCCUGGCCAGCCUGCGCAGGCGGCUGGAGCUUCGCGCGGAGGCACGGCAGCAGCCGUGUGCGCGCCAGCAGGCCCCCGCGGCGCCCACCCGCCUGGCGGCUGAUGCCACCGCAGGCGCGGGCCCCCGCGUGACCCCACGGUCGGGCGCGGAAGUGCCGGGUGCGCCGGCGCCCGCGCGUCCGCGGGCGCCGCCGGCGUCGGCCGACGAGGGAGCCGUCGCCAUGCUCAGGACGGCCGUCGUGGACCUGGGCCUGGUGAGGCAGCGCUUCGAGUCCGGCUUGCAUUUCGACACGGACGUCGCAAAGGCGCUAGGUGUCUUCGAGAGCCUGCGGGGGGUCGCGAUGACCGAGACGCUCCUCCGGGCGAGCAAGAUCGGCGCACCUGAACCAGAAGGCGUGGCGCCGCAACAGGUCCAAUCUCAUCGCCACGGAGAGCUCUGCGCUGGUGAGGCUGUGGCGCAACACCGUGUACGCAGAGCGAGGGAAAGUGCCCAAGGAGCGGCGACCGCGAGGGUGAGCCGCCGCUGCGAGGGCCGCGCGGGCGCAGCGCGGGGCGGGCCGGGGGCGGGCCGUCUCCCAUGCGGCGCUGCGGGGGGAGAGAGGCUGAGAAUGCCCAAUAGGAUGGGCACGUUUUCUCUUCGCUCCCCCGCAGCGUAUUAGCGCGCGUGCAAGACGCGCGCGAAUUGCAAGGUAGCGUAAUCUCAGGCGCUUUGCGGCUUUCCAGCACCAUGUCCCCCGCACAUGCCGAUUCUCUGUUACUCUGCACUUCUCAUCUGUGUCCCUCCUGCUGCUCUCCCUGCUCCACCGGAGACGAGGCCGCACGCUCGCAAGGGCCUCGGAGGUGGCUGGCCGAUUUGUGCUACGAAGCCGAGCGCAUUGAUUUGCUCCCGGGGGCCGUGGUGUACAGGAUCGCAGACUAGCUGAAGGGUAGGCCCUCGCCAUGGACGCAAAAGUGCUCGGCUCUGCCGCCAACGUGCCGCG
Messenger RNA from Prorocentrum cordatum, 1815 nucleotides. The record is from the annotation of a GenBank genome assembly. Lineage: Eukaryota; Dinophyceae; Prorocentrales; Prorocentraceae.